AUGACCACGACCACCUACCAAGUAACAGACUACCUCCUCGACCGCGCCAACAUCCACGAUACAGUAACCAGAUUUGCCCUCACCAUCGACCUCCACGACUGGACCCAACUCGCCACGGACGUCCUGGCCGACCAAGUCAUCAUCGACUACACGAGCAUGUUCGGCGGGGAGCCGCAGCGAGUGACGCCCUCGGAGCUGGCAGCGCAGUGGAAGCCGUUGUCACUCAGUAGUCGUCUUCCUGACUUGCUCUCUCUGAAUGUUGUUGCUGUAGAUCCCUCCUCAUCAACCUCCCCCCAGCCGGACCCUGAGACGCCUAUCCCCGACAAGGCGACCGUCGUCGCGAAUGCCAUGGCCACGCUCACGAAAAAGGGAGGCGUUUGGGGAUCCGAGGACACAGAAUGGUGCCCGUGGAUAUUUCGAAUUGAUCCGCCUGCCCACCGACAAAUUGCCGUCCGGCAAGAAUCCCUGGAGAAUCUCGCAUCUGCGCGUCGAAAACAUCUGUCUAAGACUGAUCGAGGCUACAUUACGAGUUCUGCAAGUCACUUUGCUAGACUGUCAUCAUUCGUAUAUCUAUGUGCUCAACGCCUAACCUUCCAUCCCAUGUGA
Messenger RNA from Rasamsonia emersonii CBS 393.64, 606 nucleotides. RefSeq lists its product as uncharacterized. The transcript has 5 exons. The record is from RefSeq and is a predicted model, not a curated record. NCBI's taxonomy places the organism in Eukaryota, Fungi, Ascomycota, Eurotiomycetes, Eurotiales, Trichocomaceae. The coding region runs from base 1 to 606 and encodes 201 amino acids.